AUGGCUUCCGCAGUUGCGGAUUUAGAGGCUGGCCUGCAGGCUAUGCUGGGCCUGAAGCCGCCAGGUGUAUCUGGAUCUCGCAUCACCAGUCUGACUUCUCUUUGCGUUUCCAACAUUCAGUCCGAAUCAGUUCUUAUUCAAAAAAUCUUCACACACUUCAAGAAGGCGCCUGGAACACACAAGUUGGGGGUACUCUACGUCGUAGACUCUGUAACCCGAAAAUGGCUCGAGCAAGCCAAGACACAGGCACAGGCAAUAGACAGCUCUGCACCGGAUGGAACAUACGCCGCCGGCGUCAACCGAGUGACAGAACUCAUGCCUGUAUUGAUGAAUGAUAUCCUACAAUCCGCCCCGGAAGAGCAAAAGGAAAAGAUUAAGAAACUUCUUGACAUUUGGGAGAAGGGUCAAACAUUCCCUACAUCACUGCUCGAGUCCUUCAGAGAAAAGCUCAGCGCACCACCACAAAAUGAGUCAACAACCCCUCCCGGCAGCCCGCCUACGAAUGCUCUCGGUUCGGUUCGAGGCAGCGCUUCUACUACUCCCGCUCCUUCAGCGCCCGCUGCUCCUCCUGCCCCUACCGGCACAUCUGUUCUUGAGGCUCUGGCCAACAUCGCCCGUCAGAACACGAGUGCCCCAGCUAACCCACCCAUGCCAGCUCCUGCAGCAUCGUAUAGUAUGCCUUCUUCAGGCACACCCCAGCCGGUAUCAUCUGCCAUGCCGCCUGUAUCGUAUCCUGCGGCAUCGCAGCCUGUGAGCAUGCCUUCUAUGCCCUACGGACUCCCUCAUAUGGCAGCCCAAAAUGGAUAUGCAGGCUCUCCUCUAAACAACCCGAGUAACCCACCUCCUAACCCGCUCGUCGGGGCCUUGUCUGGAGCCGCUGCUGCAGCCCCUGGUCUUGGACUUGAUCCAAACACCCAGCAACAGAUUAUGUUGAUUAAGGCGCUGGCCGACCAAGGUGUCCCAUUUGAUAAAAUCCCAGCUCUGAUCCAGAGCAUGACUGGUGGUGCCGUAGCUGGUGCUGUUCCCCCGGCUCAGCAGCCUAUGCCGUAUGCACAAAACACUCCCGUUCCUGCCCAGUCUGCGUGGGGUGCCCCUUCAGCCAAGCCAGAUGAUUCGCGCAUGUCUGGCUACGGCCAUACAAGAUCACCUCCUAGAUAUAAUGGACGCUCUCGCUCACGAUCCCCUGACCGUGGCUGGGGUGCUCGUGGCUCGCCUCGGAACGGACGUGAUCGCCUAGACUAUGGCCGUGACUCUCCCAACCGCGGCCGUCAUGAUGAUCGCCGCGGAGGCGAUUAUCGCCAGCGUAGCCCUCAUGGACACCGUGGCCGAAGUGAAACCCCUAUUCACGAACAAGGUCCGGCCGAGAAAUGGGUCGAGUACGAUUCAAGCCUUCCAUCAGGCCACAUUAAAGUUUUCAGCCGAACACUCUUUGUCGGCGGCGUAACUUGCUCUGAGAGUGAACUGCGUGGCAUCUUUGGCCGUUUCGGCACCGUACAAACAUGUAUUGUAAACAAGGACAAACGACAUGCAUUCGUUAAGAUGCUCAGCCGACAGGAUGCUGUCGCCGCUAAGCAGGGUACUGAGGAUUCCCGCAACUUGGAUGUACCUCUACGUACUCGUUGGGGUGUUGGUUUCGGUCCUCGAGACUGCAGCGACUAUUCGACGGGUGUUAGCAUUAUCCCCAUUCACAAACUGACGGAGGCUGAUCGCAAGUGGAUGUUGACCGCUCCGUUUGGUGGAAGCGGUGGACGACCCAUUGAGACUGGUUUGUCUGUGGAGGAACCCGAUAUUGAGAUAGGAGCUGGAGUAUCUUCAAAGGCCAUCAGCCGGCGCAUGCAGACAGAUAAGGGCGGUAGCAACGGGCCCAAGUCUACUCGUAACCGGGACGAGGACCUCUCCAGGUGGCGUCGAAGCCGCGACAAUGGCAGCAACAACAGUCACCCUCGCCGAGACGAUCACCGUGACCUUCCUCAAGAAGGACAGGGCUUGGCUUCUACAUUCCCCUUCGGUAUCGGCACGUUGCCAAACGGCAUGCCCAACUUUCCCGCUGGUUUCUCAUUCCCCGAUCCUACUAACUAG
Molecule: messenger RNA, 2079 nt
Organism: Fusarium coffeatum
Lineage: Eukaryota; Fungi; Ascomycota; Sordariomycetes; Hypocreales; Nectriaceae
Exons: 6
Coding region: 1-2079 (692 amino acids)
Cellular component (GO): nucleus
Molecular function (GO): RNA binding
Source: RefSeq, a predicted model, not a curated record